UCAGUCGGUCCUCUGAUGAAUCGCGGCGUGCGGCGGCGGUGGCGGCGCGGCGGCGGCAGUGGCGGAGCGCCGCGCCAGUCGCGCUCAGCCGUCGGUGGCGACGGGACCGGUCGACGCGGUGCGGUGACCGACGGACUGCGUCGAGCGCGACGUGUGCUGUGACCUCUCGGUGAGCGGUGGGUCGGCGGUCGGUUCGGUUGAGAGCAGUGUCGUGGUGCGGCGGCGUCGCUGUGUGUCGUCCGUCCGGUAUCGAGACGCUCGAUUCCGGGCGGGUGCGGCAGUUUGAUUCCGGGCGGGGGCGGCGGUGUGCUUCCGGGCGGGGGCGUCGCGAUGGGGUGACGGACGAGGUCCAGGGCGGCGACUCGUCAGCGCCAGCGCUGGGAGCAGCGCCAGCUCAGCCUUUGUGGGAGACUCGCGAUGAGCGCAGAGGAGGCGGCACGCGGCCCGGCCGACUAGCAUGUGGUACCUCCGCGCGGCCGCGCUGCUGUGCCUCAGCUGGCCGGCCACCGCCGCGUGCCCGCCGCCCGAGCGACAGCCGCGCUGCCCCUGCUACGACUUCGACGGCGGCCUCUUCGUCGACUGCAACACGGUGAACGCGUCCGAGGUGGGCGGCGCGCUGGCGCAGGUCCACGGGCCGGUCAAGUCGCUGAGGGUGUACGAACUGGAGCCGACGCUGCGGGAGCUGCCGGCGGACUUCCUCGGGAACGGUACUGUGCGGGAGCUGCAGAUCUCCCAGUCCGGCCUGCAGCGACUGAGCGAGCUCAGCCUGGCCGGCGGUGGUGCCGUGCUACAGAGCGUCGCGCUGGUACGGGGGAAACUGAGCUCAGUACCGCGGACGGCGCUGGCUGGACUGCCACAGCUGGUCAAACUGGAUCUAGAACACAACGAGAUCAGACAGCUGGAGAGCUACGACUUCCACGGUCUGAGGCUCGUCUCACUUGACCUCAAGAGUAACGGCAUAGAGACUGUGUCUGAGUACGCCUUUGCUGGCCUCGAGGAGACUCUGGUGUCGCUGAACGCUGCCAAGAACCAACUAACGCUCUUCCCUCUCAGUGCCCUGCGCCGGCUGAAAGUACUCACCACACUGAACCUCGGCUGGAAUCACAUAGACAAGAUGGUACACGACGGCUACAGCAGGUUUGAGCGUCUGGAAACCCUGGAUCUCAGCGCGAACCAGUUUACUGCGCUGACGAGUGGUACGCUGGCGGCAUUUCCUGCGCUACGGAGGCUUUCAAUGCACAUGAACCAGGUGGAGCACGUGGAUCCCUCCGCGUUCACCGGUAACCGUCUCCUGCAGUCACUAGACCUCAGUCACAACCGACUGCGGGCGCUGCCGGCGGGACUCUUCGCCCGCUGUCCGGCGCUGCGUACCGUGGACCUGAACGGGAACCAUCUCCACCAGAUCCCAGACGGUCUCUUCGACGCUCACUCGGACCUGAAGGAGCUCUUUCUCGCCAAUAACAACCUGCUGCAGAUCGCUAACGAGACUUUCGGCAACGCUUCUCGCCUAGCGGUGUUGCAUCUCCAGAACAACGCCAUAGAGCGAGUGGAGGCGGACGCCUUCGCUGCUCUUCCACAACUGGCGCAGCUGCAUCUGAACAGGAAUCAGAUCCCUGAGCUCCCAGCCAUGGUGUUCCACGCCACCAAGGGUCUGACUGUUCUCAGUCUGGAUGGCAACAAGCUGAAUGACCUCCCUGAGGGACUGUUCUCUCAGCUGGCCAACAUCCGGGAGCUGCGAUUACAGAACAAUCGGCUAACUUCGGUGCGCGCUGACGACUUCGAGUCGCUCACGAGCUUGCAAGAGCUUCACCUCCAACAGAAUCGCCUACAAACGGUGGGUGACGCUGCGUUUGUUGGCCUUCACAACCUGCAGCAUCUAAAUGUGCAGGGGAACCAGGUGCGCCAGCUUGGCGGCGUGCUCAGCAGUACGCCCACCAAUCUCAUCUCAUUACAACUGGACGCCAACGCUCUGACUGGACUCUCAGAUUCCACGCUUCGUGGACUCACCGUGCUGGAAAUCCUGGGUCUAAACGGCAAUACGAUCGCUUAUCUACCACCUGGUGCACUAAGUGAUCUGAGGAGCCUGCGAAAGCUGUAUCUGCAAGAUAACCUGUUGACUGAACUGCCGAACGGUACCUUUGCUAGCUGUGGCGAACUAACCGUUCUCGACCUUAGUCGCAACAAACUCCGUCGGCUUGAUCAGCACAGCUUUGCUGGGCUACGGAGUUUGACAAGACUUGACCUAUCAGGGAACGCAAUCAUGGAUAUUGCACCCAGGACCUUUGAAACGCUCACGAGUCUUCGUGAGCUAGACCUGAGUGAAAACGAGAUCCCUGUGACACAUAGGACAAUGUUUGAAGGCGGUGUGCCGCUCCGCAGACUGGUGCUGCGUGCUUGUUCCAUUACACGAAUCGAAGAAGGCACCUUCCAGGACUUACCGGAACUGGAGGAGCUCGACUUACGGGGAAACAUGCUGGAAAAGUUGGUGCUCGGCUUUAUGUGGAUUUCGACACUAAAACGGCUCUCGGUAUCGUUCAACAAUGUGCGUGAACUCGACCGAAGCGUCUAUCACGGAGUGCCCAUGCUCGAAACACUCGAAAUGGAGAAGAUGAACCUCAACAGUGUUUUUGUUAGCCUCGUGGCAGACAACACACAAAUCAAGGUGAUAAAGCUCGGAUAUAACAAGCUCACGCACAUUGACCCUGCGUUCUUUGGUAAUUUAGUGUUUCUGCGUGAGCUGCACCUGAACUUUAAUCUAUUCAAGAGCGUGUCCUUUCCUGAACUACGCAAUCUUGAGGUAUUGAACCUGGCGCACAAUCAGCUCUCAGAACUCUCAGAUGUGUCAGUGCGUGGCUUAACUGGUCUUAAAAUUCUCAACCUUUCUAACAAUAUUAUCUCACGUGUGUCGUCUCGGCCGUUCGCGAACCUGGACAGCCUUAACACCGUCCUUUUGCAACACAAUUUCCUGAAAGUCGUAGCACCGGGCUCCUUUUAUCGUGCAUCGAUCGUGACACUAAACCUUGCCUUCAACGAGUUCGACAUGAUUCCACGUUUCGUGACGUCCGACUCGCUGGAGUCGCUGCGCAGUCUGAACCUCACCGGCAACCCUCUGCGAAAGCUGCUUAGCGAGGAGCAGCAGAACGUCGGACGGGUCCCGGCCCUCGAACAGCUGACCGCCUGCAGCACUGCCCUCACCAACAUCGCCUCCAACGAGCUCGGCAUCUUCCCGAAACUGCGAGAGCUGCGGCUCUGCGACGGCCGCAUCACGCGGGUGUCCCCCGGAGCGUUCCGGUCUCUCUCGCAGCUCCGCUCGCUGGAUCUGAGCGGUAACGCGCUGGAACGCCUUCCCGCCGAGCGUCUGCGCGGCAUGCACGCGCUCCGCCGGCUGAACCUGACGCAGAACAUGCUGCGUGAGCUGGACCGUCUGCCGGCCGACCUGGCGACGCUGACCUCUCUCGACCUCAGCGGUAACGCGCUGACGGACAUACCCCCGGAGACGCUGUCUGCUCUGACAGCGCUCACCGAGCUGAGAGUCGCCGACAAUCGCCUCCGCCGGCUGGACGGGCGCAGUCUGACCGGCCUGUCCGAGCUGCAGCAGCUCGACCUGGCCGAUAACGCGCUGCCGCGUCUGCCGCUGCAGCUGCUGUCAACGGUGGAGGUGCGACUGAAGUAUAUUGCGCUCACAGGGAACCCGCUGCACUGCAGCUGCGAGCUGCGGGAGAUGUGGGCCUGGCUGCAGGAGCACUCCCACCUGCUGUCCACUCGGAACGUGACCUGCGGCUCGCCGGAGAACCUGCGGGGCCAGCCGCUGGUCGACCGCUCGUCGGCCUUCUUCUGCCCCUUCCCACUGGUGCAGAAAAUCGCCAUUCAGGACAUCCAGCCGCACUCUGUGGUUGUCUCGUGGCAGUCCCGGAACGCCAGCGGAGUGCUCGGCUACCGGAUCCUACACCAGCGACUGGGCGCGCCGCCGGCGCCGCCGGCCGCCGGCUCCGAGCACGCGCUGGCUCAGCGCGAGGACACCAGCCGGCCGGUGCUGACGGCGCCGCUGGAGCCGCGGCGGCGCUCCCACCAGCUGGACGGGCUGGCCGCCGACACCGAGUACCGGGUCUGUGUGGUCGGCCUGGGGGACUGGCUGCGCGCGGAGAGCCUGGCGCGGCUCGGCCGGCCGGCCGGAGCGCCGCCCGACGCCGCCAGCCCCGACAGAAAGUGCGUGCAGGUGCGGACCCUGGAGUCGGCGCCGCUCUCGGUGCUUGCCGCUAACCUGGGCCUGAUCCUGGGCAGCUCGGUCGGCCUGGGCAUGGUGUUCGUGCUUUGCGUGGCUGUGGUGUGCGCCCGGAUCAACAAAGACCGCUCGCGUCCGCCGCCCAAGCCGGACGACGUACCGCCGCUGCCGGCCGGCGCGCUGGCGCUCACAGAGAGCUACCCGAGCUACCGGCACUUUGCCGCCUCCAGUGACGAGCUGUUCGAGACGAGGACGUGACCGCGCGCCGCCAGCAGUCGUUAGUGCUGAAUGGAGCCGCCGAGGGACCCUAAUGGCGGCCCGGUGCUGAGCUGGCCGUGUGCUCCUGUUUGGUGCCGCCCGCGGCGCGAUAAGGCCAUGGAGAACGAAGCAACAACUCCCGGCCCGGGAAAGGUCACCGGGCCAAGAGCAACAAACAGCGGUGCUUGCCGCUCGGACCGAGCACGUAACUUGGUUAAAGUGGUUUUGUAUCGGCGAUAUCGUUAACAAACUAGGCAAGUGGCUAACGGCUGGCGAUCGUCGCUUUUGGAGCAGCUACAGGGAUCAGAAUGUAUGCUCUGAUAAAUAUGUUGUUCAAAUGUGUUGGCAGACUCAGUGGUUCGGGAUACCGACGGGUGUCAGCGUGGUAAAAUCACACAGAGGACAUUCGUCAGCCAAGCUGAUUGUGUCCCAAACCAUGCAUUCGGGUGCCAACGUUUCCAUGUGUAUGUUGGUGUGAUGCUUAUGUUCGUUGUUUCGAUUCACAUCGUCAUCGUGCUAGCAUUGUGCUAAGGUGGUCUUUGAGACAGCCAAGUUAUCAGCUGUGAACAUGUUUAUGAGGUUUAUAGCAAGACAUUGUGAAAACUUGGUGACGUUGUGAUAGCUUAACCAAUAUGAUGUAUCGCGGUACUCGCCGUAAAUUUGACCUCAGAAUGCUGAUCCUUGCAUGUAAUUCGUUCUUAUGUUGCACAUAUUGCUGUUCCUUUUUGAUUUCACAUCUGGGUUCUUUUACAUGCUGUGUUCAUACUAUUUUUCCUUUUUAAGGUUACUUUUUUAUAGCUUUUUGCUGACUAAUUGUGUCACAUACUUCAUGGAGAUCUUCAUUUUUGGCAACUAGCAUUCCAGACUACGUACUGCUGUUCAAAACUUCGUCGUGUUUCGAUGUGUCAGCGUUCAACUACGCCCGACCAGAUCCUGCAGGGGAUCUGAUCUUUCGGAGAAUCAAAUUCCGAGAGAUCAGAGAUAAGUGACGCUCCAAUUGGUCGCUAGUCUCCCUGUGCCGAGUCACUCGACCACCAAAGGGCGCGGCUAGGGGGUCUUGCUGUGCAACACGUCACAGUACGGCGAGUGUCGUAUGCGACUGUUGUAUACGAUGGGAUUCGUAUGCCACGUUUUGUGAGAGUGAUCCGGUGUUUUCAGAUCAAUACAGAAUGCGAUGAUUGGU
Molecule: messenger RNA, 5663 nt
Organism: Amphibalanus amphitrite
Lineage: Eukaryota; Metazoa; Arthropoda; Thecostraca; Balanomorpha; Balanidae
Product: protein artichoke-like
Exons: 4
Coding region: 458-4480 (1340 amino acids)
Cellular component (GO): extracellular matrix
Molecular function (GO): protein binding
Source: RefSeq, a predicted model, not a curated record